This is a messenger RNA of Globicephala melas (long-finned pilot whale), 3761 nucleotides long. RefSeq names its product RAD18 E3 ubiquitin protein ligase (gene RAD18). Gene Ontology annotation, cellular component: nucleus; Rad6-Rad18 complex. Lineage: Eukaryota; Metazoa; Chordata; Mammalia; Artiodactyla; Delphinidae. Gene Ontology annotation, biological process: protein monoubiquitination; DNA damage tolerance. Gene Ontology annotation, molecular function: single-stranded DNA binding; ubiquitin protein ligase activity. The record is from RefSeq and is a predicted model, not a curated record.
UAGCGCGGGGAAUUUCGAGUGGCAGUGGAGCGCUGGAGACCAGUGGGUCGCGGACCCUCCACCUUCUUUAGGGGAGGCCAUGGACUCCCUAGUAGAGCCCCGGUGGCCUCCGGGCCUGGCAGUCAUGAAGACAAUAGAUGAUUUGCUGCGCUGUGGAAUUUGCUUUGAAUAUUUCAACAUUGCAAUGAUGAUUCCUCAGUGUUCACAUAACUACUGUUCUCUUUGUAUAAGAAAAUUUCUGUCCUAUAAAACACAAUGUCCAACUUGCUGUGUGACAGUCACAGAGCCGGACCUGAAAAAUAACCGCGUAUUAGAUGAACUGGUAAAAAGCUUGAAUUUUGCACGGAAUCAUCUGUUGCAGUUUGCCUUAGAGUCACCACGCAUCUCUUCUGCUUCCUCCUCUUCAAAGAACCUUGCUGCCAAAGUGCACACUUCUGUAGCCUUCAGACGUUCAUUAAAGCAAGAAAGCAGGCUAAUGGAGAACUUCUUGAUUAGAGAAGCUGGUGGUUCUGUGUCAGAGUUGCUGAUAAAAGAGAAUGAAAGCAAAUUCAGCCCUCAAAAAGAGCUGAGCUCUUCUGCAAAGACCAGAGGGACACCUUCCGUAGAAAAGUCAGCUCCGGGUUUCUCAGAGGCUAGUGUUCCUGAGACACCCUCUACAUCGGCCUUGAAAGAAGUUACUAAAGUGGAUUGUCCUGUUUGUGGGGUUCAUAUUCCAGAAAAUCACAUUAACAAGCACUUAGACAGCUGUUUAUCACGUGAAGAGAAGAAAGAAAGCCUCAGAAGCUCUGUUCACAAGAGGAAGCCACUGCCUAAAACUGUAUAUAACUUGCUCUCAGAUAGAGAUUUAAAGAAAAAGCUAAAACAGCAUGGAUUAUCUGUUCAAGGAAACAAACAACAGCUCAUUAAAAGGCACCAAGAAUUUGUACACAUGUACAAUGCCCAGUGUGAUGCUUUGCAUCCUAAAUCAGCUGCUGAAAUAGUUCAAGAAAUUGAAAAUAUGGAGAAGACUAGGAUGCGUCUUGAAGCUAGUAAACUCAACGAAAGCAUAAUGGUUUUUACAAAGGACCAAACAGAAAAGGAAAUAGAUGAAAUUCACAGUAACUAUCGUAUAAAACAUCAGAAUGAAUUUCAGCGUCUGGUGGAUCAAGCCAAAAAAGGAUAUAAGAAAACUGUUGGAAUGUCCAAAAAAAAAGUAAAAGAAGAAGAUGAAUCUACAGAAAAGCUAUUAUCUGUAUGCGUGGGACAGGAAGAUAAUAAAAUGAAAUUCUCAGAUAUACCCUCGGUAACAAACCACUUCCCUCAGUCAAAGCUGGACUCCCCAGGGAAACUAGAGCCUGACAGACCAGAUGAUUCUUCCAGCUGUACUGAUAUUCAAGAGGAAGCUCUUUCUUCACCAGAGUCAGAGUCAUGCAAUAGUUCCAGUUCAGACAUCAUAAGAGAUCUUCUAGAAGAAGAGGAAGCCUGGGAAGCAUCGCAUAAAUAUGAUCUUCAAGACACAGAAAUAAGUCCCAGACAGAAUCGUCGCAUGAGGUCCGCUGAAAGUGCUGAGCUCGAGCCAAGAAAUAAGCGGAACAGGAAUUAGUGUGGGUUUGUUGACUUUCCCAGUGCAGUCAUCAGAAGAUGGUACUUUUGUUGCCAUGGUGAUUUCAUAUUCAUAAUUGCCCAAGUGAAGAUGUUACAUUCUAAAUAUUAUGUUUAACUGAUUUUUAUUCUUUUCUGCCUUUCUAGGAAAAAAAAAAAACCUUAGAAAGCAUCCUCACUUGGUCAGUUACCUCCUGCCCCUAAAACAUCUCUCUCUAAAAAUACUGGCAUCCACACAUUCACCAGCUUUGCAGAGGACAGAGACUUUUUGGCAAAAGGGUUUUGUUUGAUUUUGUUUCUAAAUUUCAGAAUGUCCUUAAGCCAUUCUCCUCUUCCAUGGAGAAGCCAACUUCAAAAAAGGAUCCUUUAACCCCUCUACCACAAGGAGUGGUUGAGGCAUUCAGAGCCACUGUGUUUCUGGAAAGGUAGAAUGUCCUAACUCAAGUCCUCCGUGAGCGUGAGCACACGAGGCCUGGAGGCUGAUGCGCAUGUUACAGCUGUUUCAGGAUGGUUGUUGCCCGAGUUUCAUGUGGUUGUUAGUUAGACCUGUGUCUUACACUUUACUUGGAGUACGAUGUUAGUACUGUAACCUAAAGGCACAAAACAGUAACUUUGAAACAUUAGGCAUAUUCUUCAGAAACGGCGCUUACAAAUGAUUCUUUCGUCUUUUUUUCACUUGGGUAAAUCAAAUCUUUAACACUUUGAAUCCCAGCUAUUAAAUGGAAAGAAUGCAAUAAAUGAAUUUUGUCACUGAGUAGACUCUAUAUCAAUUUAAAAUAAAGUCCUUGAAACAAUCUCCUGUGAAUGGUUGAGUACAAGCUACAAAUCAUUGGAAAGGGUUGAUCAGAAAUUGUUCUCUCAAACAGAAAUAUAGAUCAAUGGAACAGGAUAGAAAGCCCAGAGAUAAACCCACGCACCUAUGGACACCUUAUCUUUGAUAAAGGAGGCAGUAAUGUACAGUGGAGAAAGGACAGCCUCUUCAAUAAGUGGUGCUGGGAAAACUGGACAGGUACAUGUAAAAGUAUGAGAUUAGAUCACUCCCUAACACCAUACACAAAAAUAAGCUCAAAAUGGAUUAAAGACCUAAAUGUAAGGCCAGACACUAUCAAACUCUUAGAGGAAAACAUAGGCAGAACACUCUAUGACAUAAAUCACAGCAAGAUCCUUUUUGACCCACCUCCUAGAGAAAUGGAAAUAAAAACAAAAAUAAACAAAUGGGACCUAAUGAAACUUCAAAGCUUUUGCACAACAAAGGAAACCAUAAACAAGACCAAAAGACAGCCCUCAGAAUGGGAGAAAAUAUUUGCAAAUAAAACAACUGACAAAGGAUUGAUCUCCAAAAUAUACAAGCAGCUCAUGCAGCUCAAUAACAAAAAAACAACCCAAUCCAAAAAUGGGCAGAAGACCUAAAUAGACAUUUCUCCAAAGAAGACAUACAGAUUGCCAACAAACACAUGAAAGAAUGCUCAACAUCAUUAGUCAUUAGAGAAAUGCAAAUCAAAACUACAAUGAGAUAUCAUCUCACACCAGUCAGAAUGGCCAUCAUCAAAAAAUCUAGAAACAAUAAAUGCUGGAGAGGGUGUGGAGAAAAGGGAACACUCUUGCACUGCUGGUGGGAAUGUGAAUUGGUACAGCCACUAUGGAGAACAGUAUGGAGGUUCCUUAAAAAACUACAAAUAACACUACCAUAUGACCCAGCAAUCCCCACUACUGGGCAUAUACCCUGAGAAAACCAUAAUUCAAAGAGUCAUGUACCAAAAUGUUCAUUGCAGCUCUAUUUACAAUAGCCAGGAGCUGGAAACAACCUAAGUGUCCAUUAUUGGAUGAAUGGAUGAAGAAGAUGUGGCACAUAUAUACAAUGGAAUAUUACUCAGCCAUAAAAAGAAACGAAAUUGAGCUAUUUGUAAUGAGGUGGAUGGACCUAGAGUCUGUCAUACAGCGUGAAGUAAGAAAGAGAAAGACAAAUACCGUAUGCUAACACAUAUAUAUGGAAUUUAAGAAAAAAAAAUGUCAUGAAGAACCUAGGGGUAAGAAAGGAAUAAAGACACAGACCUACUAGAGAAUGGACUUAAGGAUAUGGGGAGGGGGAAGGGUAAGCUGUGACAAAGUGAGAGAGAGGCAUGGACAUAUGUACACUACCAAACGUAAAAUAGAUAGCUAGUGGGAAGCAGCCGCAUAGC